AAUACGGCACCAACUUUCCUGAACUACAUCACUUAUAUUUCUCUAACGGAAGAAAGCGGAAGAGAAAGAAAAAAAAAAAAUCCUAACAUGUCUGGAAGAGGAAAAACCGGAGGAAAAGCCCGCGCUAAGGCCAAGACUCGUAGUUCUCGUGCGGGACUGCAGUUUCCAGUCGGCCGCGUUCAUCGCCUUCUGCGAAAAGGGAACUACGCUGAGCGGGUAGGUGCUGGCGCUCCCGUGUACCUGGCUGCCGUGCUCGAGUACCUCACGGCUGAGAUCCUGGAGUUGGCGGGCAAUGCGGCUAGAGACAAUAAGAAGACCCGCAUUAUCCCUCGUCAUCUUCAGCUCGCUGUUCGCAACGACGAAGAGCUGAACAAACUGCUCGGUGGAGUGACCAUCGCUCAGGGUGGUGUCUUGCCCAACAUCCAGGCCGUGCUUCUGCCCAAGAAGACGGGCCAGGCUCCUCCAAGCUCUGGCAAGGCGGGAAAGAAGGGAUCUUCACAGUCUCAAGAAUAUUAAACAAGGACUCGGACUCUUGACUUGCUAACUGGCUAAAGACAAAAUCCCAAAGGCCCUUUUAAGGGCCACCCAAGUCUUCUGAGAGAGCAAUUUCAAUUGUCCAUAUUCCAUUUCAGUAUGUCUCUGCUUUUCUACGAUACUGAAUAAAUGUGUUUUCUGUAACUUGA
Molecule: messenger RNA, 683 nt
Organism: Electrophorus electricus (electric eel)
Lineage: Eukaryota; Metazoa; Chordata; Actinopteri; Gymnotiformes; Gymnotidae
Gene: h2ax
Product: H2A.X variant histone
Cellular component (GO): nucleosome
Molecular function (GO): DNA binding; protein heterodimerization activity; structural constituent of chromatin
Source: RefSeq, a predicted model, not a curated record